Molecule: messenger RNA, 1551 nt
Organism: Paramecium sonneborni
Lineage: Eukaryota; Ciliophora; Oligohymenophorea; Peniculida; Parameciidae
Source: the annotation of a GenBank genome assembly
AUUAUGAGUAGCAAUAGUAAAAAUUCUUAAAAACCAGAUGAGGAUUAUGAUGAUCCAGGAUAUUUUUGUGGAUGUUUUAGAAAAAAGAGUAAUAUGGAAUAAAAUAGAACUAUAUAAACUUCUAAAGUCCGGCAUUCAAUGAAUAAAUCUGGUUAAGAUUCAAGCAAACAUUAUGCUUCUUCUUAAUUGAACUAAUUAAAUUCAUCAAAUUUAGAGUAUUAAAGAAAAGUAAGUGUUGCAUCUCAAAUAGUUAGUAGUUUUGCAAUCACAACUUUUGAAAACAAUUAUAUUCAAAAUUAAUUAUUCUUGCUAAAAAAUAAUUAAAAUGGAGAAUCUAUUUUUGCAAAAAUUACAGAAAUUGAUUUAAAAACAAAGAAAAUAUAAAAUAUUGAUUUAAAAAAAUCAAGACUCUUCGAAUAAAAAAAUGAUUAUGAAACUAUAUUAAAUACUAAAUAUCCAGAUUUAACUGCAAGAUAUAUUGCUUCUAGAAUAAAGGAGAAAAUUACUACAUUAGCUGAAUAUGGAUGUGGAAAUGGUGGAAAUACAGUUCAAGUAUUAUAAAAUUAAUAAAUUAAAGUUUACUAAAUAUUUAGACUUUGUAAUUGCAAUUGAUAAAAAUACUGACGCUUGUUUAUAGACCAAAUAAAAUUGUGAUUAAAGUGCAUUUAAUCUGGAUUUCCCAAAUCCAAAAGUAGAAAUAAUAAAUGCUGAUAUUUUUAAAUUAAAAAAAAAUCUGCCUUUUGAUAGCAUAUUUAUAAAUCCAACAAUAAAAAAUGAUCAAUAAAUUUGUAAGGAUAUUUUAAAAGAUUGCAGUCCAAAUCUUAAAGAAUUAUUAAAUUUGAUAUCUGAUUAAAUAGAAAAUUUAAUUAUUUAACUUCCAGCUUAAAUGGAUUAUUCAUAAUUACCUUUACUAUUGAAUAUUAACUAAUAAUAUAGAAAUAAUAAUAAGUAAUAAUCCUUUAUAGCUCAUUGUUCAUUAGAAAUUGAAAAAAUAUAUAUUUAAGGUACACAUGCAUAUAAUAUUGUGUAUUAUGGAAAAGUAGCAAAUGUUUCAAGAGAGGAAUUGAAAUAAUUACUAACAAUGUAAUUAACAAAUUCGGAAACAAAUAAAGAAAGUUUUAAUAAAGUUGUAGCAAAAUUAAAUGAGAAAAUUGGUAAAGCAAAUAUUAAUUCUAAUUUAGGAAAUUUAGACCUAAUUUAUGAGUUAUUAUAAGCACAAAGUUAUAAAUAUAGUUUUGAUUAAUUUUUAAUAGCUGUUUGUGAAAAGUAUAAGUUGGAUUAUAAUGAUUAUGCAUUUAUCUUAUACCAGAAAUUAUCAAAGUAUAUUUCUACUUUUAAAUUAGAGAUUAUUCUUAAAAUACAUUUAAUUGUAAAAUAAGAGAAUCAAACAAUGUUUUAUAAGAAUCAGAAGAAUUUGGAUUUAGUCCUAAAUUUUCUUAUAAUUUGAAUGGAUUAUCAUAAAAGGAUGAGGAUUGUAUAUUAGAGAGUUAAGACAAUAUCGAUAUAGUUGGACUUACUAACGAUAUAGCAAAUUAAUGUAAAUUAAAAUGA